Molecule: messenger RNA, 2559 nt
Organism: Kuraishia capsulata CBS 1993
Lineage: Eukaryota; Fungi; Ascomycota; Pichiomycetes; Pichiales; Pichiaceae
Exons: 1
Coding region: 1-2559 (852 amino acids)
Biological process (GO): regulation of DNA-templated transcription; mitotic DNA replication checkpoint signaling; DNA replication initiation
Cellular component (GO): chromatin; nuclear origin of replication recognition complex; nucleus
Molecular function (GO): ATP hydrolysis activity; ATP binding; DNA replication origin binding
Source: RefSeq, a predicted model, not a curated record
AUGGCUUCGAACCCCCAUCAGAUGGGUCAAUGGCAAAUUGUCUUUGAUGAUGAUGAAGUCAGAAAACCUAGAAGAGGCUCGACGAAGUCCAAUAGCCAGACCAAGCUGACGGUGAAGCACACGGCUGGAGAGAUGGAGAUCAAAGUAGGUGUUGCAAUUGUUCACCAAAAUAACUCCUUGUUGCUCGUCACAGACGUGUUAAUGGGCACUAAAGAUUACCUGGAGGUUUUGGUGGCGCAAUUGGUGAAAGUCUCCGAUAUACCAAAGGACUUGCUGUCCCCGAAGAAGAGAAAGGUCUCUGGAACGUCUUCCAGCUCAGCUUCCCAACAGCCGACAGAGGUGCUAGUGGUUCCCUUGAAGAGACAACUGCUUUUGAAAGAUGUUGUUGACACUGUUCGGGUAGUGUCACGGAGUGAUUUCGAUUUGGUUCCAGCUGAACAGAGAUCCGGUGUUUUUGUGUGCGUUGGAGCCUACGACGGAGAACAGUCCUGCGCAGAGUUCGACUGGACAGAGUAUUAUCCUAAUUUACAAAGUGAUUCUGUGGGUUUUUUUGCAAAGCUGCGUGCACUGCUGUAUGGAAAAGAGGACGACAACGAAGUGCAAGUCAAGACCCCAAAAACGCCACAAACGAGAAGGGGCAGGGCCCCGAAGACUGUUUCCUCCAAGAAGUCUGUAGUUGUCAAAGAAGGUUCAGAAGGAGAACCUGAGAAUGAUAGGGAUAGUGAACAAUUUGAAAGCGGAGCCGACGACCUGGAUUCAGAGUCUGAACCAGAGAAUAUUUCAGGUAGCGAUGACGAUUUUAAAGAGACUAAAGCUCCCGAAAAUCCCACGAAAAGGCGCCCUGGAAGGCCUAAAAAGAUUCAAGCAGACGCCGACAAGUCAGACACCCCAAAACCACGUGGGCGACCAAGGAAAGCCCUCAGCAAAACACCAAGCAAGACUCCAAGCAAAACGCCAAAGCCAGCCACACCAAAACCCACACCCAAAUCUGAAACUCCAAAGCCCCGCGGAAGACCUAGAAGGACUCCAAAGAAGAGUGAGACACCGGAGGAGGAGGAAGCAGAAUCUGAUUCCGAAUCUGAAACUCCGAAGCCUCGGGGACGACCAAGGAACAAAGAGAACGAAUUCUAUCGGGAGCGCGAGAAUAAACAGAGAAUAUCUGAUCUUCUUCAAAAAUCAUUGAAAUUCAAAGAGGAAAUGGCCGUGCCACACUUGCCUCAACAACCACGUAUGUCGAAGCUUGAAAGCACCGAGCAAAUAGAGCCUGUUGGUGAAAAGCAUGAAGUGGAUAAAGUCACAACACUAGAAGGUUUCAUCCAAACUAGGAAACGUUUGCAUACUGGUGCCAAACUUAACGCCUUGCCUUGCAGGGAAGAAGAGUUUGCUACUAUUUAUACCUCACUGGAAGAUGCCAUUCAGUCCCAAACUGGAUGUUGUCUCUACGUGAGUGGAACCCCAGGGACGGGGAAAACAGCCACCGUCAGGGAAGUUGUUAAACAGCUCCAGGAAGAUUUGCAGUUCGACUUUACCGAAAUCAAUGGACUCAAACUGAUUUCUCCGUCGGCUACCUACGAUAGUCUUUGGAAGAUGAUCGAUGGACGCAGAAUCUCUUCGGAAAACGCUGCUUUACUAUUGGAGGAUUGGUUCGUGAAUGGAAAGGCCAAGAGACCACUUGUAGUUCUAAUGGAUGAGCUGGAUCAGGUAUUCACCAAAAACCAAAGUGUUAUGUACAACUUCUUCAACUGGCCAAGUUACGCGAAUUCGAAGCUUAUCGUUAUUGCUAUUGCUAAUACCAUGGAUUUGCCGGAGCGUCUUCUCAGCAACAAGAUCUCCAGUCGCCUGGGAUUGACAAGAGUUCAAUUUCGUGGGUAUAACUUCAAGGAACUCGCCGAAAUUAUCAGGCACAGGCUGAAUAAGCUAAAUAGGGUCCAGAGCGAUAAGAUGGCCAUCAGCAAGGAUGCCAUUGAGUUUGCUGCUAGAAAAGUCGCCAGUGUCAGUGGAGAUGCCAGAAGGGCAUUGAUGAUUUGCAUGCGAGCGGUGGAGAUUGCAGAAUUGGAGUUCAUGGGACUGAGUCCCCUUCAGCAGAAGGAGAAGAAAGGAAUAUACACAGUUCACAUGGAUCACAUCAUGAAAGCGGUCACCGGGUCAACUACGUCUCCCACAUCCAGCUAUCUGAAUACUCUGCCAUUUUUGGGUAAGCUCUUUCUUUACUGCUUGGUAUUGAGAAAGAGAAGGUCUGGUUUGGAAGAGAACUCCAUGGGAGACGUGAUCUACGAGCUGGAGAACCAGUUGAAGGUCAACUAUAUGAAGCGCCUCAAGGAGAGCUUGGAGGCCGAGAAGGUGACAUUUGCAAAGCUGUUCAAUGUCAAUGGUUCCAAUAUUCGUAUUCCCGGGUUCAGCUUUGUGGUCAAGGAUCUCGUGGAGAACGGGAUCAUUAGCCAACAGAAUUUGAGAGGUGAACGUCUGAGGAUGCUGAAGCUGAACGUGGUAGAGGACGAGAUAGUGAACGUUUUCAAGAAGGAUGAGUUGCUACAGGAAAUAAUGGGCGAAUCGAGUUGA